AUAACUUCACAGGAUUCUGACAACAAAGUAGUGUAUGACCUUAAACUACGAUUGAUACCAAGUACAUGUCAUUUACCAUUCGACACAGACGUAUAGAAACAUAUAAUAACAAUUAGCCCUAAUAAUUUCAACUCAUUUUGUGUCUGACUUUUUUAAACUUUUACCUUGUUAACUCACAAAAUGACGGAAAGUGACUGCAACAGCCCGAGUCCCGAAACAUGCGAAGAUUCUAGAUCAGCGUACAGAAAGAGUAACAAACCGUUGAUGGAAAAACGUCGAAGAGCCCGAAUAAAUACCUGCCUGUCCGAGUUGAAAAGCCUCGUUCUUCAAGCCAUGAAGAAAGACAACGCUCAGUAUUCUAAACUAGAAAAAGCUGAUAUACUAGAAUUAACAGUUAAACAUCUUCGAACUAUUCAAAGACAUCAAAUGACAGCCACCAUCAAUAACGGCUCCAACGUCAUACACAAAUAUAGAGCUGGAUUUAAUGAAUGUGCUAACGAAGUGAUGCGAUACCUGACUUCCGUUCCUGGCGUACAAGAUGAAGUGAAAGGUCGUGUUUUGGGACAUUUGGCUAACUGUAUGCAGACCGUUAACUCGGCCCCAGUUUCUAACAGACGUCUUCAAACGCCAUCUACAGUAUUACAUCCGUCCCAGAUGCAACAUUCGUCAUUAAUGUCGACUUCCGGUCCCGAAAACCCAACAGCAUUUCAUCCCAUAUUGAGGGACCAGAACAGUCAACUAACAGCAAGCGUUUCUUGCUUUACGUCAACUCCGGUUCAACUAGUCCAAACGCCGGGUCCUUCUGCACCCGUUGCUUUUGUCCUUACCUCUCCGUCAUCCGUUCAAGCUGUGUCGCUGUAUGCCUCGCCUAACAACAGCGUCAAGAUGGAUGCCGUUGUCAAGGAAGAACGCCCUACUUAUCAUCCAUGUUCCAAUAUUUAUAUUGAUGAUAAACAAAGUGCUUUCAAAGACUUCACACAAGCGUCACAUUCUAAAUCUCCCACCGUACCCAUGCCAAUUGAAAUAAAGCAGAGCAACGAACCAGUAUGGCGCCCCUGGUAACCGGAUAGGUACUACCAUUUCAACUAUUCCAAAGUGCUUUAAUUUACACGCUUCCAACCAUUGUGUGCCGAGCGUUAGUUGCCUGUGUGUGAUAAUGACAUAUUAUGUGCUUUAUGCACAAAUACAAACAUCAGUAAAUUGUACACUUUGAUUCCCAUCUCUUUUUUAUUUGUUUUGUUAUUAAAAUAUAUCACUGUUACCAAAA
Molecule: messenger RNA, 1267 nt
Organism: Patella vulgata (common limpet)
Lineage: Eukaryota; Metazoa; Mollusca; Gastropoda; Patellidae
Product: transcription factor HES-1
Exons: 4
Coding region: 181-1062 (293 amino acids)
Biological process (GO): anterior/posterior pattern specification; regulation of transcription by RNA polymerase II; regulation of neurogenesis
Cellular component (GO): nucleus
Molecular function (GO): DNA-binding transcription factor activity, RNA polymerase II-specific; RNA polymerase II cis-regulatory region sequence-specific DNA binding; protein dimerization activity
Source: RefSeq, a predicted model, not a curated record